AUGGCAGAAUUCUUCCACGGCAGGGCAGAGCGCUGCGAGUUGAUGGCCUGCGCGGUCGCGAGCAACGUGCAGCUGCAGCGCGAGCACGUCAUUCAGAGAGAGCUCAUCGAGGCUGGGGUGGCCUCGACGGCCGACGCGCGGCUGCGGCAGAAGAUGAGCGAGACGUUUGCCGCCAUGCUCCAGGGAACUGGGCCCAGCUUCAGCGUGCUGCAGGGCGCCCCUGGCGCCGCUCCGCCACCCCUGGCGCCGCUCGCCUCGCUGCUCGUCGAGGGCGGCGAGCACAUCGUGCUGCCCGAGGCGGCCUGGGCGCCGCACGAGGGCCUGCUCUCCUGCCUCACCGACAUUGCGACUGGCGCGCUGGCGGCGCCAGAGCUGCCGCCGCUCCCGAGCGACGACACGCUGCUGCCAGAGAUGUCGCAGCCGAUGGAGCAGGCGCAGCUGCAGGCGACGUUCAGCGUGCUGCAGGGCGCCGCGUCCGCGCCCCACAUGGGCUCCGUCAUCCGAAUGCUCGUGCAGCUCGCGCAGCUCGACGGCCCUCUCCGCAUGCUCGGCGGGCAGCCGUCGCCGUGCGACCUGCAAACCUUCCAGCAGCACCUGUCCGCGCUGGCCAACCAGCUCAACACGCUGCACGACCCGAACUUUCUGGGCAAGGAGCUGCAGUCGCCCGUCUUCGCGCGCGCAAAGUACGAGCUCUUCGCGCUGCAGCACGUGCAGAUGCUCGUCUGGCUGCAGCGCGUGCAGCAGGGGCUGCAGCAGGGGGCGGGCAAGACCACGCCCGCAGAGGUGCAGCAGUUUGUGGUGCAGAUCUCGCACGCGGCGCGCGUGCUGCUCUUCCAGCCGAUGCUGCUGCACUCGGUGCAGGUCAUGUCGUACGUCCAGUCGCUGCCGCCGUACGACGCCAAGACGGAGGCGCAGCCCGGCUCGAUGCGCGCGUCGAUGGCCUACCCGCCAGAGUCCGCAACGGAGCAGGACCGCGUGGAGUGGCUGCUGCUCAACCUGCUGCUGCAGUUCCAGACGGUGUACAAGGACGCGCUGUGCAACCCGGGCAUCUACACGCCCACCUACUCCCCCGGCGAGGCGUCCCUCUUCCAGGGCUUCUUCCGGCUCGAGGAGAUCUACACGCACCUGAUCCAGCGCUUCCCCGGCGUCGUGGUCAUGUCGGAGCAGGAGAUGCAGGUGGUGACGCAGCUGUGCCAGAAGAUCAACCGGCACUUCACCGACGGCAAGACCAUCCGCCAGUGCCUCGAGACCAACCCGGGCUCGCACGGCAAGCAGAUGCUGGUCCAGUCGCUGCAGCUGCGCGAGAUCCCGUCGGCCGACUACGCGGUGCGCGAGUGGAUCCUGCCGUUCAUGAUGACCUUCACCGACCUGCUCAAGGUGCUCUGGACGCUGUGGACGCAGCACGCCAAGCGGGGCGCGGCCGAGGCCGAGGUGCGCGCCAGCUGCGAGGGCAUCGCCAGGCUCGUCGGGGAGCGGAUCGUCGCUCAGCUCGCAGACGAGGAACUCGCGCUGCGCGCCGCGGCGGCGUCGGCGCCAAAGGACGCGGCCGCGCGCUUCUCGCGCGACUUUGACGCGGCGGACCGGCUCCGCGAGCAGCUGGCCAAGCUCGGGGUGACGCUCGACGACCAGGCCAAGACGUGGCGCGCCGCGGACGGCCGGUCCGGCUCCAUCACGCAAGUCAACGUGUCGGAGAUCCACGCGCAAAAGGCGGCAAAGUCGGGCGCCGCGUCGCUCGACGACGCCGAGAUCAACCGGCUGGUGCGGGAGCGCGAGCAGGCGCGCUACACGAGCGACUACAAGACGGCGGACAGGCUGCGCGACCAGCUCGAGCGGCAUGGCGUCUCGCUCGACGUCAAGGAGCGAGAGGGCGGCGAGCAGGGGGCGAGCGGCGAGCGCGUGCUUCCCGAAAAGGCGCGGCGGGAGCUCGCCAAGCACUUGCGCGCGGUGACGUCGCAGUCGGCGCGGCAGUGCGAGAAGGCGCUGCAGGCCAACGGCGACGACAUCGAGCGCGCCGCCGACUGGCUCAUCUCGCAGGCCGAGGCUGCGAGCAAGGGGUCGCCUGCUGCGGCGCCGGAAGAGGCGCCUUGAGCCGGCGCAGCGCCAUCUGCCCCGACGCCGUCUCUUGCCGGACAAACGCACCUGCUGCCGCGUGCGCCGCUGUGACUGGCGUGGGGCGGUUUGCGCCGCUCGCGUACGCGGAGCGUGGCUUUGGGACUCAGUCUCGGUCCUCCGAACCCCUUUUCCCGCUCGCUCUGCGCUCUCUCUCUUUUGCCCCCUCCCCCGUGCUGCGCCCGGGCGAUGCUACGCUGGCCCGCGCUUUGGCCGGCACAAUAGGGAGCUCUGAUGUAAGCGCCUCUGGGUGCCGCGUGUUCACUGCGCGUGAGAGUUUACACAUGCUGGUUGUUGUUCGUCAGUUUUAACAGAUUUGACGGCUU
Emiliania huxleyi CCMP1516 is the source of this 2435-nucleotide messenger RNA. RefSeq lists its product as hypothetical. The transcript has 5 exons. Gene Ontology annotation, molecular function: ATP binding; aminoacyl-tRNA ligase activity; protein binding. Gene Ontology annotation, biological process: tRNA aminoacylation for protein translation. Lineage: Eukaryota; Haptophyta; Isochrysidales; Noelaerhabdaceae. Bases 1 to 2088 code for a protein of 695 amino acids. The record is from RefSeq and is a predicted model, not a curated record.